AUGCAGCCAAUAGUGCCUGGCACUACCUCAGCUACGACUUGCUACUGUACGCAGACUACCAAGAGAGAUCUUGCAGCUUAUUUUCUCGUUUCAAGAUCCCGGGGACUUCGAUGCUGCCCGUCAUAUUUGCCGAGAAUGGUUCAUCGCCAGCUUAGAUUUCGGUUUGCUUUGUGGAAUGCUCCGGACGAUGCAAUGCCAGCAUUCAUGCAAGGCAGACCGACAACGCUCUCGCGAAAUUCAAAGCUCUCAACGCCCGAGUCAUGA
Messenger RNA from Cyphellophora europaea CBS 101466, 264 nucleotides. RefSeq lists its product as uncharacterized. The record is from RefSeq and is a predicted model, not a curated record. Lineage: Eukaryota; Fungi; Ascomycota; Eurotiomycetes; Chaetothyriales; Cyphellophoraceae. The coding region runs from base 1 to 264 and encodes 87 amino acids. The transcript has a single exon.